Molecule: messenger RNA, 2015 nt
Organism: Anthonomus grandis grandis
Lineage: Eukaryota; Metazoa; Arthropoda; Insecta; Coleoptera; Curculionidae
Product: protein FAM43A
Exons: 5
Coding region: 337-1554 (405 amino acids)
Source: RefSeq, a predicted model, not a curated record
AACAGGUAGUACUACCUGUGUGGAACUCGAUGAGAAAACAAACGAACGACUGCAGCGACUGACCUUUCUUCACACUGGCAAUAAUUGUUUUAAUUUCGUGGUAUUCGCGAGAACAAAAGCGUUCCGGAUCUGUUUUGUAUGUUUUAACGUUUUCUGGUAAAAUGUUUUUUUGAAAAUUGGUUCUUCGGGGAUGGUUUAUGAUCAGUGAAUGAAGGAUUCUUCGGGAGGGAAAGUAGCUAAAACAGGAAGUGACGGUUUUCGUUUUGUAAUAUAUAACUGAUUUUGCAAUGGUUCUGAUUGCAGCCCUUCAGCUAAUAAGGUAAUCAAAUUAGAACGAUGGAAUGCGCCAACAACAAAGUUCGUACAAUUUGUGAAGACAAAUUCAUGAGAAAGCUAACCCUGCCAUCAAUAUGUAACGAACCCAGAAAAAGUAUCCAGAAAGAAAAGAAAAAAAGUUUUAAAUACAUGUUCAGCAAAAUCCGACUGAAAAAAUGCGUUUCCGCCACUAUAUCGAAGCCGUUUCCCACUUACCAUGUGGCGUACUUGGGCAACGUCAUUACUGGAUGGGCCAAAGGUGAAGGUUGUAUAGAAAAACCACUGACAACGUUAUGGCGUAACUACAUUAAGUCUUCGGGACCGGAUGUGUCCAUGACACUGACCGUUUGUGGAGGAGGGUUAAAGGCGGUCACAAAAAAUCAUGGACUAACUGAAUAUUGGGCUCAUCGACUUACCACCUGUGAAGCACCUGCGGGGUUUCCAAGGUUAUUUUGCUGGGUUUAUAGACAUGAAGGUCGUAGAUUAAAGCACGAACUUCGUUGCCACGCAGCUCUAUGCUCCUCAUCAGAAAUGGCAGCACAGAUCGCAAAGAAUCUCAAGGAAUAUCUGACGCAAGCCCUUAUCGAAUACAAAAAGGAGAAAAUCUCUCGACAGAAUGCUCGACUUAGUUUAGUAAAUCUUGUGACCGAUGUUCAGAGUUUGCCUCAGAAAAAGCCCGCUAGUGCAAACGCUAAGUUUUACAAUUAUAGGCCACCCCUAGAAUGUUCCAAAUCAGCUCCAAAACUGUCCAGUAUAGAAGAAAUCUUAGGCGAGGAAGAAAUACCUAACGAACUUUUGACAAAAAAUCAGCAGAUGUAUCGUAAUAUUCUAAAGACAUACGAGAGAGAAAAUGUAGCUUUGAGUGAUAAGUAUUCGUUAAUAAAAACCUCAACUAAUAUCACCACCGAAGAGACUCCUAAAGCACCAAAGAAAUCUGAUAAUGUAGACUUUAAAAUUGGAGGACAAGUACAUCCAUCGACGCUCUCAAAUGUAGAGCAUCAGUUCAGUACACCAAUACUCAGCAAAGGUUUUAUAGAGCAGGAGCAAGUUUCAUUAGUUCCAGUAGGAGAAGCUUCAUUAUCCGACUUUAGCUCCUUAAAGGUUUUUAAGAAAAAGAAUGGGGAAUGUGGUAAUAAUUCUGUGGGGUAUAAUUUUUACAAUGAAACUGUUAGUCAAUUAGAUAGUAUUUUUCAAGCACACUGCUCGUUUGAGGGGGUAGAAGAAGAAACUGUGGCAUAGGUUAAUAUUUCUGGUGCGCUCUACAGCCAUCUUAUUGAUGUAAGCUUUAAUAGAACCUCAUUGUCAUCAUUAAAGUUUACUGGUGAUAUAUUUUUAUGUAUUUAUAAAGUAAUGAUUUUUAUUGUAUGUAAUGAUACUGAUAUAAAAAAUAAUUUACUGUUUAAAAAAAAAACUAGAAUAAGUAAUAGGUAAUUCGAUCUGAACAACUUAGGUAUAGGCAGAUGUGAUGGAUGUAUUAGAUAAACGUUAAUGUACUAUAAUUGCUGGAGUAUUUUACAUAUUUUGUUAGACUGAAAUUAUUUGGUACAUCACAGUGUAUAGGAUAUAAGGAACAGGACUCUGAACCUAUUUUACCAAUUUUAUAAUAAUUAUGUCGUCACGUGUAUUAAUUAGGUGAUUUUAUUCAUGUUGGAGAUGUCAGAAUUUAUUUUAUAAAUAAAUCGACUAUUUGUUUGGAAAAA